AUGGAAGUUUCAGCUGCUGUGGCAAAUUACCACUGGUUGAAAUAUGCGGCUUUACCCCUGUGGAUUUUGCUGAUGCUUUUACUGUUGCACAAACAACUUAGCCGUUGGGAUGGACUGAUGGGAUCUCUGUCUCAUCCCGGACUUGGAGAAAACGGAACUGCCUCGUAUUUGAGUGUUCCGUCAGCGGAAAUCGAUGCGUAUACGCAGGGUUGGCAGCGAUAUGCAUAUAACGCUUGGUUGGCAGAGAAAAUAUCUAUAUGGCGGUCUUUGCCAGACUUUCGAGAUCCCCGUUGCCUGAACUUCACAUACGACGAGGAUCCCGAUGAAAUGCGACCAGCCAGCAUUAUAUUGAUCUUCCGGAACGAGCCACUCGUGGUUCUGCUUAGAACAUUACAUAGUUUGGUGGACAGGACUCCAAGACAUCUCUAUUCCGAACUUAUUCUAGUCGACGAUCAUAGUGAUUCGGACUUCUGGAACGAACAAUUUUCGGUGUUCUUUUUCGACACCUAUGUGCACAGAUAUAUUUAUCCGAAGGCCCGAAUAUUACACCUCCAUGAACAAGUGGGCCUAAUCAAAGCUCGUAUUUUGGCCGCCAAUGAAGCCAAGGCGGAUAAUCUGGUUUUUGUGGAUGCCCAACUAGAGUUUACCGAAGGCUGGUUGACCCCAUUACUUAACACAAUUUCGGAGCAAAGUCUGACCCUGGCCACUCCCAUUUUGGAUAAACUUGAUGAGCAAACUUUGGCCUACCUUCGUUCAACCGAGAGGCGUGGAAUUUACGAUUGGAGCUUGAGGCGCCGGGAAGUUCCGCUUUCAAAAGCUCGAAGGAUGCGUCUGCCCAGACCUUAUGAAGUGGCUGCCGUAAGGACUUCCGUGUUUGCUAUUCGAGCACUUUCGUUUCAGGACCUCUCGAAUUUCGACAAGGAACUGCGAGGUUUUGGUGGCGCUGAGCUAGAACUUAGUUUUAAAGUUUGGCGAAGUGGUGGACGUAUAGUUCUAGUUCCCUGCUCCAGAGUAGGCCACUUGGAGCCCAAAGAUCAAAACUAUCUAAAGCGAUAUGGUGACCUCAACAAAAUGGGACUUCAAGCCUCAAGGAACCUUAAACGCAUUGUGGAACUGUGGAUAGAUAGCCCUAUUCUAAAAUCGGCCAUCUAUCAAUACCAGCCCCAACUCUUGAAUGUAUCUGAAGGCGAUCUCAGUGAAUCUCGGAAAUUAUACCAGCAAUAUGACUGCCAGUCCUUUCAGUCGUUUAUUAACGAAGUUAUGCCGGAACUAAAACAAUUAUUGCCGACAAAUCGUACGGAUUUCGCCACAGGAUAUUUAAAGCCUCUAGAAUUUCCCAAAAGCUGUUUGACAGUCAAUGCCAAAAGCAAACUUAUCGGUCUGGAGCCAUGCAAUGCAAAUAAUACUCUAAAAAACUGGACACUAACCUAUCUCAACGAUCUGCGAGUUGGGGGAACUAUUUGUGCCGAAGUGCAACCCAAUCUGAAGUUGGAAUACAAUUUCUGCCACAAUCUUGGAGGUCGUCAGAGUUGGCACUAUGAUGUGGUCAACAAUCAACUGGUGAGCAGUACGAGGUGUCUGGAAUUGGGAGUUAAACUAAAUUUAUUCCUAAGUCUUUGCAACAGAUCAAACAAAAAACAGAGGUGGAUACUUGAUAAUUUAAAUCUAUGAGUUAUGCUAUCAGUAAAUACUUAG
Molecule: messenger RNA, 1695 nt
Organism: Drosophila rhopaloa
Lineage: Eukaryota; Metazoa; Arthropoda; Insecta; Diptera; Drosophilidae
Product: putative polypeptide N-acetylgalactosaminyltransferase 12
Exons: 2
Cellular component (GO): Golgi apparatus
Source: RefSeq, a predicted model, not a curated record